This is a messenger RNA of Eublepharis macularius, 2356 nucleotides long. RefSeq names its product zinc finger protein 345-like. The transcript has a single exon. NCBI's taxonomy places the organism in Eukaryota, Metazoa, Chordata, Lepidosauria, Squamata, Eublepharidae. The coding region runs from base 37 to 1797 and encodes 586 amino acids. The record is from RefSeq and is a predicted model, not a curated record.
UGGGAGUCAGCAAAUGACACGAAAGAAUAUCCAGUGAUGGAGAAAGAGAAAGUGUAUUCAGAUGGAAAAGAACAAACUGAAUAUUGUGAUGAACUGAAGGAGGAAGGAAAAGAUCCUUAUGAAGGGGGGAAUUCUUCCAGUCUACUAGAGUGGAGUGACCCUAUACAGGAAAACCUAUACCCAGGCACUAUGAACAGGAAUGAGCUUACUGCAAGCAGGGAAAAAAUCCCCAACAAAUCAGAUAUUAAUAUUGAAUGGAGCACAUGUAACAAAAAGAAAAUAUUUCAGUUCCUGGAGGGUGGGAAAAGCUCCAGCUGGAGUGAUAACCUUACUUCCCAUCAAAGAAUUCACUCAGGGGAGAAACCAUACAAAUGCCUGGAGUGUGGGAAAAGUUUCAGUCAGCGUAGAAUCCUUUCUUCUCAUCAAAGGAGUCACACAGGGGAGAAACCCUAUAAGUGCCUGGAGUGUGGAAAAGGUUUCACUUGGGGUUAUAAUCUUUCUUCCCACCAAAGAGUUCACAGAGGUGUGAAACCAUAUACAUGCCUGGAGUGUGGGAAAAGCUUUUAUUGGAGUUCAGGCCUUACCUUUCAUAAAAGGGUUCAUACUGGGGAGAAACCUUAUAAAUGCCUGGAGUGUGGGAAAAACUUCCGUACGAGUUCAGACCUUGCAUCACAUGAAAGGAUUCACACUGGGGAGAAACCAUAUACAUGCCUAGAGUGUGGGAAAAGCUUCAGUCGGAGUGGAAAUCUUACUUUCCAUCAAAUAAUUCACUCAGGGGAGAAGCUGUAUAAAUGCCUUGAGUGUGGGAAAAGUUUCAGUCACCGUAGAAUCCUUUCUUCUCAUCAAAGGAUUCACACAGGGGAGAAACCUUAUACAUGCCUGGAGUGUGGGAAAAGUUUCAGUGACCGUAGAAGCCUUUCUUCUCAUCAAAGGAUUCACACAGGGGAGAAACCCUAUACAUGCCUGGAGUGUGGGAAAAGUUUUGGUGAUCGUAGAAGCCUUUCUUCUCAUCAAAGGAUUCACACAGGGGAGAAACCCUAUACAUGCCUGGAGUGUGGGAAAAGUUUCAUUCACCGUAGAAGCCUUUCUUCUCAUCAAAGGAUUCACACAGGGGAGAAACCCCAUACGUGCCUGGAGUGUGGGAAAAGCUUCCAUUGGAGUUCAGGUCUUACCUCACAUAAAAGAGUUCACACUGGAGAGAAACCAUAUAAAUGCCUGGAGUGUGGAAAAGGUUUCAGUCAGAGUUCACGACUUAUUGGCCAUCAAAGAAUUCACUCAGGAGAGAAACCCUAUAAAUGCCUGGAGUGUGGAAAAAGUUUCAGUUGGGUUCAUAACCUUUCUUCCCACCAAAGACUUCACAGAGGUGUGAAACCGUAUACAUGCCUGGAGUGUGGGAAAAGCUUCCAUUGGCGUUCAGGCCUUACCUCACAUAAAAGGGUUCACACUGGGGAGAAACCAUAUAAGUGCCUGGAGUGUGGAAAAGAUUUCAGUCAGAGUUCACAACUUAAUGUUCAUCAAAGAAUUCACUCAGGGGAGAAACCUUAUAAAUGCCUGGAGUGUGGAAAAAGCUUCCGUUCGAGUUCAGACCUUACCUCACAUCAAAGGGUUCACACUGGGGAGAAACCCUACAAAUGCCUGGAUUGUGGGAAAAGAUUCAGUCGGAGUGAUAAACUUACUUCCCAUCAAAGAAGUCACUUAGGGGUGAAACCAUGUAAAUGCCUGGACUGUGGGAAAAGUUUUUCUCGGCAUGAUAAGCUUACUUCCCAUCAAAGAAUUCACUCAGGAGAAACCAUAUAAAUGCUUGGAGUGUGGGAAAAGCUUCAGUCAGAGUGGAGGUCUUGCUGUCCAUUAAAGGAUUCACACUGGAAAGAAACCUUAUAAAUGCCUGGAGUGUGGGAAAAGCUUCCGUUCACGUUCAGUGUCAUGUCUGACUACCCAUUCAUCCAUGCCAAUAUUAAUUCUGAUGGUUAUGUUCUAAUGCCAGUUACUUUGAUGCUUGAGUGUCUGUUAAGGUCAAUAUUGUCAUAAGCCUGGAGUGUUUCAGUUUCCUAUUACUAAUAUUCUAGUGGAUUCUCACACUGGCAGGUGGCUGCCUAUUUACAACUUUGAACUCUAGACUAUGAUGUGUCUUUCCUCUUUGUAGCGUGAUAACACAAAUAUGCAAACUGUUCUCACAUAGAAAGAACAACAAUGUAUGUUUGGGCAUUAGGAGGGGGAAGGAAAGUCGGGUAGAAAAGAGAAGUGUAUUGCCGAUGUGGUCAUUCUUGUCAAACAUCUAUGCAAACUACUUAGAUGUUUACCUUACUUCUAAGUAGACCUUUGGAUCUGAAUAUAUAGAAAUAGACUGAUUUCUGAA